This is a messenger RNA of Gossypium raimondii (Peruvian cotton), 4580 nucleotides long. Its product is annotated as nuclear pore complex protein NUP1. The record is from RefSeq and is a predicted model, not a curated record. The transcript has 9 exons. Gene Ontology annotation, cellular component: nuclear envelope. The coding region runs from base 145 to 4182 and encodes 1345 amino acids. Gene Ontology annotation, biological process: poly(A)+ mRNA export from nucleus; nuclear membrane organization. NCBI's taxonomy places the organism in Eukaryota, Viridiplantae, Streptophyta, Magnoliopsida, Malvales, Malvaceae.
UUUUAAUUUCUUUAUUUUCUUCUCAGUUCCUGUAAUACAAUAUAAUAUAAAAAACCCUAAUUAACCCAACUUUUCCUUUCUCUUAAGAAUUUUUUCCUCAAAAUCCCUAACCCUAACACUCAUCCCCCCAUUUCUGUUUCUCUGAUGGCGACGGCGGGUGAGGAGAGUAACCCCUACGACGGCGGACUAGGAGCUGGAGGAAAAUUUAGAAAACGGCCGUUUCGGAGGACAACAAAAACUACACCAUACGAUAGGCCGCCGACCUCAAUAAGGAACCCAAGCGGUACCGGCGACAGAAAUGGCUGGUUAUCGAGAUUGGUGGAUCCAGCGCGGAGACUUAUUACUUCUAGUGCCCAUAGGCUCUUCGCCUCCGUCUUUACGAAACGCCUCCCUCCUCCGCCGCCUCAGACACCACAAGCGCUGGAAUCUGGGACUAAUCAGGAACCAAGGGAGAAUCAACCAGAAGCAACUUCUAAAGUUCCUUCUGUUGUGCAAGGAGCCAUCAUAGGAUGUGAGAAUCCUGUUAAUCAUACUGAAGAAAGUGGAGUUGCUGAACUUGAGAAAAUUUUAAAGCAGAAGACAUUUACCAGAUCUGAAAUUGAUCAUUUGACGAGGUUACUAUGCUCAAGAAGUGCUGAUAUUCCUGGUGGAAAUGAAGAAAAGAGGCCUGAAUUGAUCUCAGUGGUAUCUCAUGACAAGAAAGAAGAAUUUCCAAAGACACCAGUUAGAGAACAUGUGACUGAGAACCAUCUUAUUUCAACACCUGUUGUCAGCUCAACUGUCAUUGAUGAUGUUGUUGCUUCACCUGCUGAGCUUGCAAAAGCUUACAUGGGUAAUAAGACGCCAAAAGUAUCUGCAUCAAGGCUUGGACUACAAAAUCAAGUGCCUAGGGGAGAUUUAACUUGUCCAAGCAAUAAAAAUUUCCCUUCUAUGUCUUCCACAAUGUCACUUGUGCCAAGAUCUUCUGGUCAUGUUGGUAAUCUUGGAAACAGUUUUGUGACCCCAAGAUUAAGGGGCAGGUCUGCAAUAUACAGCAUGGCACGGACACCUUAUUCCAGGGUUAACUCAUCAACUCUCCUCAAGAGUUCUGGCACUGCAAGUGAUGCUUUUGGUGGACCUUCAUCAUCAUCUCAGAGUGCUUGGGAGCAAAAGAGAAUUUCUGGCUCUACACAAGGGCAGGUUUUAAAGCGCAGGAGUUCAGUAUUAGACAAUGAUAUAGGAUCAGUUGGCCCUAUUCGGCGGAUUCGUCAAAAGUCCAACCUUCUUUCUUCAAGAAACUUAAGCUUACCUACUUCUGCCGGCCCAUCUGCUCGCAUAGCUGGCAAUAGUUCAGCUGCUCUAGAUACUCUGGCUGAGAAUGGGGAUAACAGCUCUCCUGGCACUAGUGUUACCACUGUUCCAUCCAAGUCCAGUCAGACUGCGUCAAAAAUUUUACAGCAAUUGGACAUGUUGGUAUCCCCAAGGGAAAAAUCACCAACUAAGUUGUCACCAUCUAUGCUACGUGGGCAGGCUCUUAAAAGCAUUGAGAAUGUAGAUUCUUCAAAAUUUCUGGAGAACAUGCAAGAUACUGACAAGUUGAGUGGUUCUUGCACUGCCCUUCCUGGUAUUUGUGAGUCUAUGUCAGGAAAGCAUGAUAAGGCUAAGGAAAAUGGCUCAACAAUGAUGGUUGCUCUUCCUAACAAGGCGGUUCCUGCAGUAAAUGGUGCAGAUAGUAAUAGUUUGAUGAAGGAUAAUAACAUGCCUAGUGUUAAAGCUUCUGAUUCCAGUGUGAUCAAGUCUAUUGUACCACAACCUCAACAAAAGAGUCGGGCUUUUCAGAUGAGUGCACAUGAGGAUUAUCUAGAUCUGGAUGAUGAUGACUAUCCUAAUGGAGCCACACCUGCCGAAGGGAGAGGGAGGUUGGAUAAUUGUCUCAUGGAGAGUAAGAGUGCAGCUCCUGAAGCUAUGAUAGAUAAGGCUUCUAGUCCUGAAGUUAUACCCAAUUCAAGUGCUGCAUUCAAUCAAAAACCUGAUUUGAAAACAUCUGAUGGACCCACAGGUGUUGAAAAGAAUGCUGGUAUUACUUCUCCAGUUGUAGAGGUGGCUAUUUCAUCUCUGCAGUCUCCACUUUUUGUAUCUUCGUCAACUCCCAUAGCCGAUAGAGACGUUGUCCCUUCACAGUCAAAUGCUCCUCAUAUGCUUAGCAUUGGGGAGAAAGUUGUGGAAGCAAAGCAAUCAAAUGGUGCUGUUACUUCAUUUGGCUUUGCCUCUACAAAUGUUGGUGAGGUUUCAUCAGUUACUGGAUCUUCAGGUAUUAAGCUUGCCACAAGUUCAGACCAAAAACCAGAGAACUUAAGCAGCUGUGCUACUACUGCUUCUGGUACAACCAAUUAUUUGUCAGAUAAAACUGAUAAGGAGAGCAAUCUGAAUGCCAUCUUCUGUAGUACACCUGAAACUGCAGUCACCUCUUCUGUAUCAACUUCAAUAUCAGCUGGAAGUAAGUUCAAGCUUGGUGCAUCUGCAGCAGAUGUUUCUACCUUUAAUAACGGGUCUUGUGCUUCUAGUCCUUUUUCAUUCUCUUCUCCGGUGCCUUCUCUAGUCCCGAGUAAUUGUCAAAGUUCCUCCAGUGCAACUGCCACCAAUAAUGACACUUCUGCUGCUACCAUCACCUCUGCAAGUGCGACUGCGAAUGCCAGCAUCAGCUUUACCAGCAGCCCCUCUGUGGAGGCUUCAAUCCCUUCUUUUACAGGUGCACCUGUUUUCAAGUUUUCAUCCUCUGGGGACCCAUCAACUUCAGUUUCAACAUUAUCAGCAACUUCAGGGGAAGCAACUGAAUCUAAGACACAGGAUACAAAACUUGGCAAUGUAGGUAUCUUUCCUUUUGGUAGUACAUCUGCUUUUACUGGCUCUGGAAGUAGUAUUUUUGGUGGUACAAGUGCUGCAAGCAGCUCUGCUGGUACAACAGCUGAAGUCGCAAACUCUGGAAAUAGCAGUUCCAGUGGUAUAUCUUCCACUAUUAUGAACUCUGGAAGUGGCUUUUUCAGCAGCACAUUUUCCCCAGUGACAAGCACAAGCAAUGGUAUCUUUGGUGGUUCAUCUGCAAGUACAAGCACAGGCAAUGGUAUCUUUGGUGGUACAUCUGCAACUACAAGCACGGGCACUGGUUUAUUUGGUGGUACAUCAGCAGCUACAAGCACAGGCAAUGGCAUCUUUGGUGGUACAUCUGCAACAAGCACAGGUAGUAGUAUUUUUGGUGGUACGUCUUUGCCAGUAUCUGGUACAGGAAGUAUUUUUUCCACUAAAGCUGCAGGCACGGCCACUGGAAGCAACGUCUUUGGAUUCAGUGCUCCAGCUACAUCCACAUCUACUUCACAGUCUCAGGGUUUAAAUCCUUUCAAUGCUGUAAAUACCCAAGCAUCUGCUGCAGGAACUGGCAUUGGUACCUCAAGUCAGAGCACGCCCAUUCAGUUUUCCUCAUCUGCAUCAUCUCCAUCCUUUGGAUUGGCUGGGAAUGCAACCUUUUCCUCUGGCAGUUCGAUUUUUGGGUCUUCGGCAACUGUAGCCAAACCUUUUAGUUCUGGUUCAAGUUUUGGAAUAAGUUCUUCCUCUUCAGAAACCAAGUCUCUGAGCUCUAGCAGUGGCAUUGCUGGUGGUGCGUUUGGUUCCACUUGGCAAGCUCCCAAGACACCCACAUUUGGUUCAUCAUCAGGAUUUUCUUUUGGAUCAUCAACUUCUGUUAGUGCUCCUAGUGGUGCAUCUUCUAUCUUUGGGUCAUCCACUGGUGCCUCUUCAAGUUCCAUAUUUUCAUUCACUUCCGCUGCAGCUGCCACUCCGUCACAGCCUGUGUUUGGUAAUACGAGUCCUGGCUUGGUGUUUGGGUCAACGCCCUCUAGUAAUAAUGAUCAAAUGGAAGAUAGUAUGGCGGAAGACACAGUUCAGGCUUCACCGGCUGUUGUGACAUUUAAUCAACAGCCAAUUUCACCACCCGCUUCUGGGUUCGUUUUUGGUGCAUCAAACCCACCAGCAGCAGGUUCUGUCCCAUUUGGAACCCAACCAAGCAUAGCCGCACCACAGAAUCCAUCUCCAUUUCUGGCUUCUGGUAGUCUGGAAUUUGUUGGUGGAGGGAGCUUCUCAUUGGGCACCAGUGGUGGUGACAAGUCUGCCAGAAAAUAUGUGAAGGUCCGCAAGCAGCGGAAGAAGUAAAAAGGUUUAAUUACUUGAGGCAACUCUUUCAUGUGAGGGACUCGAGUGAUUGAUUGAAUAAUUAUUGUGGCAGAUCAGAGGAGCUGCUGAUUGUUGCUGUAUGUUGUAGCUAUCAGAAUGUCAUUGAUGCCAGCACAAAUGAGAGGAGCUGUUAAAAAUGUUGCUGUUAUUUCAUCAUUUCUAUGGGCUGCUGGCAGAAGUUGGUCGCAAUUUUGUAUGUUCUUCCUGGUAAAAAUUCGAGACAACAUUUGGAACUGUACUAUUAGUAUUAGUUAGCUGAUAGAUUUUCUGGUUUGAGCUAUUGUGCUUUUGGCCUUGUUCUGUGUACCCUUAUAUGUAACAUAAAUCGAAUGAAAAAAGAAUCGAAGACUAUGGAAAUGGUUAUGAAUUUCAUUUUA